GUAAUUUCGUUUUUGUGAUUUCCUUAUGGCUUCCGAUGUGCCCCUAUUUAUAGGGUCCCUCGUUUCCGCCACCAGGGUUUUAGACGUCGUUGGCCGCUAGGGUUUCUUCCUCUCCGAGUCGGGGUGGGUAGCGGACGGUGUUCUCUCGCCGGGCUUUGAGAUGGCCCCUCCUCAGCCGAACACCGGUCUCUUUGUUGGGCUCAACAAGGGGCACAUCGUCACCAGGAGGGAGUUGCCCCCUCGUCCUUCCAGCAGAAAAGGGAAAACUAGCAAGAGGGUGCAUUUUGUUAGGAACUUGAUCAGGGAAGUGGCUGGGUUUGCACCUUAUGAGAAGAGGAUUACGGAGCUGUUGAAAGUUGGAAAGGACAAGCGUGCACUGAAAGUUGCUAAGAGAAAGCUGGGUACACACAAGAGAGCCAAAAAGAAGAGAGAGGAGAUGGCUAAUGUUCUCCGGAAGAUGAGGUCUGCUGGAGUGAGUGAAAAGAAGAAAUGAUGAUCCCCCCUGCUGGAAUCAAGCCUGGUUUGUGUCUGUUCUCUUUUAGUUUUUUCUUUUAUGUGAUCAGAUAAACCUUCUGCCAAAUCUUCUUUACGCAUUAUGAUGCAUUGGAAGCCGCAUGCCUUGUCGUCUUAAUCAAAUGUUUAACUUACUUUUAUCUCGUGUUACUCUAGUAAUUAUUAGUGGCAUGCUAUUUUUAAAAUGCUA
Molecule: messenger RNA, 703 nt
Organism: Musa acuminata AAA Group (dessert banana)
Lineage: Eukaryota; Viridiplantae; Streptophyta; Magnoliopsida; Zingiberales; Musaceae
Product: large ribosomal subunit protein eL36x-like
Exons: 4
Coding region: 161-493 (110 amino acids)
Biological process (GO): cytoplasmic translation
Cellular component (GO): ribosome; cytosolic large ribosomal subunit
Molecular function (GO): structural constituent of ribosome
Source: RefSeq, a predicted model, not a curated record